Molecule: messenger RNA, 886 nt
Organism: Diorhabda sublineata
Lineage: Eukaryota; Metazoa; Arthropoda; Insecta; Coleoptera; Chrysomelidae
Product: protein LSM12 homolog A-like
Exons: 5
Coding region: 49-621 (190 amino acids)
Molecular function (GO): RNA binding
Source: RefSeq, a predicted model, not a curated record
ACUUUAGCGAUUCCCUAGUAACUGAAGUUGCCAUUUCUAUUUUGCGAAAUGGCUGCUGUUUCAGACUUUUUUUCAUUAGGUAGUAUUGUUUGGUGUAGAACUUGUUAUAAUAAAGAAAUUGAGGGAGAAGUCUUGGCAUUUGAUCCACCAACGAAAGUAUUAAUAUUGAAAUGUACAUCCUCAGGUGGGGAUCCAAAAUUAAAUGAUAUUCAUUUUGUUAAUUUAUCCCUUGUUAGUGAAUUACAAGUCAAGAAAGAAGUGACAAGCGUUCCGGACAUACCACAGUCUUUGAAUUUACAGAGGUUAAACACAAGGAUUAGAAAUCAAGUAGAUGAGAAAAAACGAAUGUUCCAGGCUAGAGCCGCAAAUGUUAGUUCUGAAGGACAGAGUUUGUUUAUAGCUAUAGCUAAAACGAUUAGCGAGGUUAGGUGGAACAAUUCUGAAAUUGUUGUCUUCAAUCAAGAUGUUACUAUUAGUCCUCCCUACCAAUUGGAAAAUAUAAGAGGAAAUAUAAACAGUAAAGAGUAUAUAUAUAUACGGAAAGUGGUUGAAAAACACAUGAAAGAUCUAGCCUUAAACAGUCAGAAUCAAGGAGUUUGUCAGAAUAAUACUUUGCAAUAAAUUUAAAAAUUAACAUCUAGAUAAUUUAUAUAUCUAUUGCGAAAUUUACCUCUGUUUUUAUUGAUUUUCCAAACACUAAAGAAUAUACUUUAUUUGCAGAUCAUUCUAAAUUUUUCAACGUUUUAAAAAAUUAGAAAAUCGGGUCGUUCUUUUUCCUAAUUUUGUUUUUUUUUUAUUCUGUAUUGGACAGUCUAUAACAUCCAUCUUUAUUUUUGCCAAUACAAUAUCCAUCUAUUUAUUUUAUAUGAAUAAAAGUGAAAAUUUA